Molecule: messenger RNA, 2384 nt
Organism: Caenorhabditis auriculariae
Lineage: Eukaryota; Metazoa; Nematoda; Chromadorea; Rhabditida; Rhabditidae
Source: the annotation of a GenBank genome assembly
AUGAAAUACAUACUUAUCACUGUGCCGGACGCGCUGCCAUUGGAUAUGAUCCGAGCAUCAAUGGUAUAUAUUUUUUUCAAACAAAAUAAUGAAGAGAAAAAUUAUGAUUAAUCUUCAUAUUUCUCAAUGAAAAGUGAAUCACGGCGAUUUUUAAUCAAGUUUUUGGUCGGAAACGCGUCAAAAAAACAAGAAUUUUUUUCAAAUUUAAUUUGUUGAUUUCAAUUAUAUGCUCCUUCAACAUCUAUUAUGGCUCCUGUGUUCCUUAUUCCGAAAUUUUUCAGCAAACGAUCAACCACUUGACUUAUCACGUUUCUCCAGAACCCGAAGACAUAAUCAAUUUGCUGAAGACUAUGCCCAGCCGGAAACACAACCAGGUUGCGAUUUCCUUUCACUGUGAUCUAUUCGAAACUCAGCUUCUUAACCAAUCCGGUAAUGUUUUCAACACACGAAAUGUUUUCUUUUCACUUGCGUAGCGUUGUGUAUUUCUGAAUCUAAUCGAGCGCCGGCUAUUUUAUCUGAAAUUUUUUUUUCUAAAUUGCACUACCUGCCAGGAAGUUCAAUUUAGCGUAAGGUCUUCAAUUUUCAAGAAUGUUGCUUAAAUAUUAUCUAUCAAUUUGGAAAGAGACUUGAAUUUGCAUAGCCGUUAUUUGCACGAUUUUAGUUUUGAAGAUAAAAAAUAACUCAGAGGGUUAACCAUUUAUAAAAAUUAAAUGCUUCUUCAUUUCUUUAUCUCUAAUAAUAAAUUUCCUCUGCUAGUAAUUAUGCGUAUUCGAUUUUAAGUCCCUUAGAGAUUGCAUAAGCACGUUUGUAGAAAGUAUUUAUAUAUACGUUUAAAACAAUUUCGCUUUAAGAACUAGGUGGUUUUUGACCUUCACGCGACUGAGCCAUUUUUCUCGCGGUUAGAGAACGGGAAGAGAACCACGUUUCAAGUCGCUAGUUGUUCAGAGAAGUCUGCUCACUCGAGAAAGAGCGCCGAAGAAGUCGAUUCUCGCUCGGACCCCGACUCACAGCCACAUAAACCGAGCGACCGUCAAUCCUGAAAUCAGUUUGUCUGUUCAAGGUUUGCAGUCUUUUCUUCAAAUCACCAUGAAACUUGGAAGUGCAGAGUCACGGAAGCGAAAGAUGGAAAAGGUGGAUAUCGAUGGUUGGUUGUUUUUUUCUAGUUCAAAUUAGUGGGGUUUUGUAGAUUUCAACGUUGAUGAAACAGUGGAGAAGCAUCGUUUGCGGCGGAUGGCAACAGUCGAAGUGACGAAAUCUGAAGAUCAGUGGACCAUUCACCCACCCGCUGCCGCCGGGGAAGAAGCUUCGUCUUCUGCCGAAGGCGGCCUCUUAGCGCCAAGCAAGGAACUUUUCUCCUACAUCAUCGAAAUAUGUCAGGUUCUCUUUUUUUCAGUCCUUUCUUUUAGCUUAUAAAGGAGGGUUAAGAAUUGAAUGAGAAGCGUACCAUUCUUAGAUACAGUUCUUCUCUUUUUGAAAGUUUCAUUUUUCCUACACAGUUGAGAGUUCUGAUUAUGAAAGUUUGCGUAUACAGAUUUAGUUAUUUAGUUUUUGAUCAUCUAAUUGAAACAUUUCUGAUGAUCCAAUCUAGGUUUGCCAUUUCGAAUGCAAUGAACCGGACGUGACGACUCGCAUUGAAAAGGUCCGCCAACACGUGUACAAGCACGUAUCUUUCUUCAGGUCUUUUUCACUCUUUUUAAACGUAGUUCGAAAGUUUUCAGGUACACCUGCGUCACGUGCAGCAACAAGUUCAUGAGCGUCCACGAGGCGACUGCUCAUUUUCGACGAUUUCAUCCUGGAAGUGCCGUCGAGUUGAGCGACGACUGGUACGUUUUCUUGUUUUAUUACAGACUUAUGCCGUGUUCGAAGUAAUUUCCGCGAAAUUCGAAAUCAUUUCUGACUCUCCAAAAUUUAGUUAUCUUUUUCAUCGUCUGACGACUACUUUGAGUUUUGUGGAAUCACUUUGAACAGGGUUUGAAUCUCAACGGUAUAAAUUCAAAAAAAAAAGCCGCUCAAUGAUUUUGCUACAACAAUGAAAAGUCUGGCUUCACUGCGUCUUAUUUUCUCACACUGACGAUAUCAUAUAAACUCGAAAUUAGCGCGUAAACACGAGUGUCACCAAAAAAGAAAAGACCGCAGUGGAAAGAGACUUUUAAAAAUGUAUUUGAGAAAACAAGGUUUACUUUGGAAGGGAGGAAAACGACGUAGAGAAACUGCGGAAGUUGGCUCGCCAUUGCUUUCCGUACGUUUUCGAGAAGUUCAACGGAUUGGAGACGUCAGAAGCGACGCCUUCCGAAGAUUCCAUAAUGACGACCGACGAACGAGCUUUCCCGCCAAUUCGUUUUAACUAUUGUGUACCGCGAGACUCUUCAAACAACACCUUCUAG